This is a messenger RNA of Juglans regia (Persian walnut), 1412 nucleotides long. RefSeq names its product metal tolerance protein 9-like. The transcript has 6 exons. Gene Ontology annotation, biological process: monoatomic cation transport; transmembrane transport. Gene Ontology annotation, cellular component: membrane. The record is from RefSeq and is a predicted model, not a curated record. Bases 1 to 1245 code for a protein of 414 amino acids. Gene Ontology annotation, molecular function: monoatomic cation transmembrane transporter activity. Lineage: Eukaryota; Viridiplantae; Streptophyta; Magnoliopsida; Fagales; Juglandaceae.
AUGGAGGAGAAGUGUGGAGUUCAAAGUGAUCCAACAUGUACUGGAGAUUGCAGAAGGGAGACGACGACGAUUCUGCAGCCACCGGAAGCCGAAACUGCCAAAGCGUUGAAGCGCCAGAAAUCCUCAUGGAGACUCGACGUCAAGGAGUUCCAACUGCCCCAGAAAAGAGCCGAUGAUCAUGAUCACGAUCAUACUCCCUCCACUUUCCGACGCCUUCUUCGGAGUAACAGGAAACAAACCAAGGUUUCGGGAUAUUAUAGGAAACAAGAAAAGAUCCUUGAAGGGUUCAAUGAGGUGGAGACCAUGAGUGACACAGGUGGUUUUCCAGGAAGUCUCACAAAGGAUGAAAUGGAGCAGCUUGCCCAGAGUGAGAGGAUGGCAGUUAAUGUGUCGAACAUAGCAAACUUGGUGCUUUUUGCAGCAAAGGUGUUUGCUUCUGUUGAGAGCAGCUCAUUGGCGGUUAUUGCCUCAACCUUGGAUUCUUUCUUGGAUCUCUUGUCAGGGUGUAUUUUAUGGUAUACAUCAUAUGCCAUGAGGAAGCCAAACCACUAUCGCUAUCCAAUUGGAAAGAAUCGGAUGCAACCUGUGGGUAUCAUUGUUUUUGCAUCAGUAAUGGCAACUCUUGGAUUACAAAUAUUGCUCGAAUCUGCUCGACAAAUAAUUGCUAAGUCUCGCCCUGAAAUGGAUCAUCACCAGGAGAAAUGGGUAAUUGGGAUUAUGGUUUCUGUCACGGUGGUGAAGUUUGUGCUCAUGGUUUACUGUCGAAGAUUUGAAAACGAAAUUGUUAGAGCAUAUGCUCAAGAUCAUUUUUUCGAUGUUAUUACCAAUUCAGUCGGUUUAGCAGCAGCUGUCCUAGCUGUCAGAUAUCACUGGUGGAUUGAUCCUGCUGGAGCCAUUAUAAUAGCAUUAUAUACAAUCAAUACAUGGUCGAGGACAGUGAUUGAGAAUGUAUGGUCUCUGAUUGGAAGAACUGCACCACCUGAUUUCUUGGCAAAACUUACAUAUAUGAUAUGGAACCACCAUGAAGAUAUCCAGUAUAUUGACACAGUUAGAGCAUACACCUUUGGCUCUCAGUACUUUGUGGAGGUUGACAUUGUCUUGCCAGAAGAUAUGUAUCUGAACCAGGCACAUAACAUUGGUGAGACACUUCAAGAAAAGCUUGAGCAACUCCCUGAAGUUGAACGAGCCUUUGUGCAUAUAGAUUUUGAGUUUACUCACAGACCAGAACACAAGGCCAGGACUUGAGGGCAAUGAAUUGCUGGUGCUAGCAAUGACCAUAUUUCGGGUUAUCACAGUACCAGAGCCUCAAAAGCCUUUUACUGAUUUUCUUUUGUUUACACGUUAUGUUAAUAUCUUUUUUGUAUUAAAUACCAUACGACUGUACUAUUGCUAUAUUACAUCUACACUUUGUA